AUGGCACCCCCAUCACCAACAUUAUCCAAGAAGGAUAAAAAGAAACUGAAGAAGCAGAAAGACAAGGCGACAGCAGCAGCCGCUGAGCAAGCAGCCUUCAUGCCACCUCCACCACCACCUCCGCCACAAGAACCUUCAGCACAAGAUGAGCCUUCAGCAAGCUCUUCAAGUAAGAAAAAGAGCAAGAAGAGCAAGAGAAAAGACUCAAAGUCGCUACCAGAACCUCCUUCUAUACCAAUUCCCCCACCUCCAACUGCCGAGGCGAGCAAGGAGCCGGAGAAGGUAGAGGAGGAGAAGGAGGUAGAGGCAAAGACUGAUGAACCUGAAACGGCCGGAACACAGGACAACGCCGAUGCCAAGGACGCAUCAGCCACGGAAGACAAGGCUGCUGGUGAAGAGACACCCACACCAGAGGCGGCGUCCAAGGAGGACGAAUCUGCCAAAGACACCAAAUACGAUGAAGCCGACAAGGAGGAAGAGCCACCUGUGAAGGAAGGUGCACCUCCGAACGAGACGCCAACUUCUGAAGCGGGCGAGGAGGCUACUCCCGUGGAAGCUCUAGGUCAGGAAGACUCAGCCGAGCAAGACGCCGCCCCGGAUGAGGCACCUACAGAAGAAGCCCCUGUGGCGGAGUCACCAGCAGUUGAAGCCCCUACAGCGGAAACUCCAGCGACAGAAGAAACAUCAACCAAAGGUGAUGAUGCAACAGCUGCACAGGAACCAAGCACGCCAAGUGAAGCUCCUACCAGCGAAGAGUCUCUCCCCAAGGACGAGAAGGCAGCCGAGCCUGAGGUAGUCGACACUCAAGAAAAGGGCAGCGACGGUGAUGAUGAUGAACCUUCGAUGGCUGCUGCAUCCAAAUCUACAAGUAAGAGCCAGAAGAAGAAGAAGAAGGAAAAGGAGAAGAAGGAGAAGAAAGAGAAGGAGGAGAAAGACAAGAAGAAAACAGCUGCAAAGUCUGAGAAAUCCCAUCAUCACAAGUCGAAACACUCACAUUCUUCGUCAAAGGAGGUUGGCUCUUCCAAAGACAAAGCUCUCGACCCACCACCUGUUGCCAAGGACAAGCAGGAAGUGGUGACUGUUCCGGCUGAGCCAAAGGCAGAGGAAACUAAAGCUUCCGAAUCGGAAGUGGAAUCCCAGCCAGUUGAAAAGACAUUACCUCCAUCAGAGGAGCCAGCAUCUUCGAAGGAAGAGAUUCCCACUGAAGAGUCAAAGGAGGAGCAAAAAUCUGUUGAGGAACCAGAACCUUCAGAAGAGCAAGCAUCUGCUGAGGAGACAAAACCCUCUGAAGAGUCCAAGCCUUCUGAGGAGCCAACACCUGUUGAAGAGCCAACACCUGUUGAAGAGCCAACGCCCGCUGAAGAGCCUAAGCCUGCGGAAGAGCCUAGCCCUUCCGAGGAACCAGAACCUUCAAAAGAGCCAGCGUCUACCGAGGAGCUAAAGCCCACUGAAGAGCCUGCACCUGUAGAAGAGUCAACGCCUGGUGAAGAGCCCAAACCCGCUGAUGAGCCAGCACCUGUAGAGGAGCCAAAGGAGGAGCCAAAAACUAUCGAGGCACCAGAGCCUUCAGAAGAGCCAACGUCAACUGAGCAGCCAGCACCUGCAGAAGAGCACAAGCCUGCUGAUGAACUAGAGCUAGUCGAGGCACCAGAGCCUUCGAAAGAGCAAGCACCUGCUGAGGAGACAAAACCCUUUGAAGAGCCUAAGCCUUCCGAGGAACCAGAUCCUUCAAAAGAGUCAAAGCCUACUGAAGAACCAGAGCCAACCGAGGAGCCAACACCUGUCGAGGAAUCAAAAGCAGUGGAAGAGUCAGCACCUGAGGAACCAAGGCCUUCAGAAGAUCCAGCACCUGCCGAGGAGCCGAAAAUGAAGGAACCCUCGACAAAGGACGAAAAUGCCGCAGAAGAGCCAAAGACUGAAAGUGAAGCUUUAGUAGUGGGCACGUCUGGCAAAGACGAACCCGAGCCUAACCCCACGGACGAGGUACCACCUGCGCCGGAAGGCCCAGCUCCAACCAAGGAGUCUGAUCCUGCAGACGAACCCCUGGCUGAAGAUAAGCAAACAGAAGAGCCCUCGACUGCGCCUGUUGUGGAAGAGGUAUCUUCUGAGGCUCUUGGAACAAAGGAACAAACUAAGGCACCCGAAGCUGCGCAAGAGCCUGAAACGGCAGCCGAUCUCAAGUCUGAGGAAGACAAACCAGCUGACGUCGGUGAAGCUGCCACCUCGGAAGCGCCUUCGGAACCCGAGAAAGCCCCUGAAAAUGAAGCUGCGGCGACUCUAGAGGAAGAAAAAACGUCCGAACAUGGCAACGAAAACUCUUCUCAGUCAGAUAACAAGCCGGAACCAGCAGACGAAGCCCCUGCUGCGACCGAGGAGGCACCCGCCAAGGACACAGCAGGCGAGCCCGAAAGCAAGCCAGUCGCAAAUGACGAGAUGCCGUUAACGCCGGACGAAGCCCCUUCAAACGAUAGGACAGUUAGGAAAUCCGAUGAAGCUGAGCAAUCUAGCGACAAGGACGCUCAGGUGACGAUGCCUACUGAAGAUAAUAAGGACGCGGAGGAUGAGAAGCCAGCUAUUUCAGCCGAGACACAGAACUCUACCAAAAGCAAAGAGUCGGCUCCCGUGGAAGAAGCUAAGAAGAACGACGACGCUACCGCUGCUCCACCUGAAAAGGAGGAUGCCGAAGACGCAGACGACAUACCGACCGAGAAGGAGGCACCAAUCCCAGAUGCUGUGCAUUCGGAGGCGGGCAACGCGGCUAGCGAUGAGACAGCUGAGGAACAGGUGCCAAUAACAGAGGCUCCCAAGGACGAGGCUGCCCAGGCAGAAGAUGCAACCGCUUCGACGUCAAAGAAGACAAAGAAGAAAAAGAAGAAGAAGGGCAGUAAGAGUGGAAUCGAGAUGCCAGUCACAGCCGAGCCAGCAGCUGUCCCUACCGACGAAGCAGAAGUUCAAGUCACGACGGAGCCCAUUAUUGAGCCAGAAGCUCCUGUCGAGGCUGCCACUGAGCCAGCCACUGGGCCUGAGGUUUCUGAACAGGCUUCUAAUGAACCAACUUCUGAGCCCAAGACUGCUGCCAAGCCCAAGACUGAUAACCCGACUACUGAAUCUGCUACUGACCCCGAAGCUGCUGAAAAGGCUCUCCCCAACGAAUCAACUACGGAGCCAGAGCCCGAGACUACUGUCGAUUCUGAAUACCCCUCCAACAAGUCUGUUACCGGACCUGCUACUGAACCUGAAGCAACUGAGAAGGCUGUUGAGUCAGUUGCUGAGCCCAAGGAUGCUGCUAAACCUGAGACUGUUGCUAAGCCCGAGACUGUUAUCGACUCUGAAGCUCCCUCCGAUAAGUCUGCUACUGAAUCUCCCACUGAGUCUGAAGUAACCGAGAAGGCUGUUGAGUCAACUGUCGAGCCUGAGAUUGCUCCUGAGCCCGAGACUGUUAUCGAUUCUGAAGCUCCCUCCGAUAAGUCUGCCGCCGAAGCCGUCACUGAGCCUAAAGUAGUCGAGCAGGCUAUUGAACCAGUUUCUGAGUCUGAAGCUGCUGUGGAGGCUGAAGCUACCCAACCUGAAUCUGAUGACUCAGUUGUUCAGCCCAUCACUGAGCCUGAAGUUGCGGAAAAAGCUGCUGUAGAUGAACCAGCUCUAGAGCCUGAGCUUGAGACCGUUGCCGAGGCUGAAGCUUCUGUCGAUUCUGAGCCUGAAGUUGUUGAGAAGGCUGCCUCCGACAAACCACCUUCCGCGCCUGAGACUGCAUCUGAUCAGCCAGAAACUGAGCCUUCUGCCGAGCCUACCGCCGAACCUGUUCUUAAGCCCGCUGACGAUUCUAAACCUGGUACUGAGCCCGAGGUAGACCUUGAUAAACCAGCUUCUGAACAAGCCCUUGAUGAGCCUUCAGCGGAGCUCAAGCCUGCUGCCGAGACCGAAGCUGCCGAGAUGGUUGCCUCUGAUGAACCAUCUUCUACACCCGAGACAGCGUCUGACCAGCCAGCCACUGAGCCUGCCGUCAAAUCUGCCCCCGAGUCUGAGUCCGUGUCUGACAAGCCACCGGCAGUCGAGUCUGACUCCUCUACAAAGUUUGAACCUACUGUUGAAUCGGUAAAAGACACCCCCGAGGUUGUCAAGACAGAAAGUGACGUGGAAUCUGAACAAGUGGUUGUGCCUAAAGACGAUGUUUCUUCUGAAGAUGAAGACGAGUCCGACUCCGACUCCGAGUCUGAGUCAGAGUCAGAUGUCGAGCCAGACAAUGGCGCGCCUGAAGAGGUUGCCAACAACAAAGAUAUUGGCAAUUCGGAUACCGAGAGCUUAGAAGGCAAAUCGACUGAACGUGCUACAAACGCUGACAGUGAAGAAGAGCCAUCACUAUUGGAAAAGAAGGAUGACUCUCAGGAAGCCUCAGCAGAGACCGAAGCACCCGAAUCAUCCGUUGAGCCCGAGAAUAAUGAUGUUGAGGUUUCGGAACCGAAAGCCACAGCCAUAGAAGGCAAAGACAACACCGUUGUGGCAAACAUGAGCGAGUCGGAAGCAACAUCUGAGAGCGAAGAUGAUGAUGAAGACGAUGAAGACGACGAUUCCGAUUCUGAACACCAACCAGCGGAAAGCGACAAAGCCACAGACGCGCUACCUACCAAGACUGCGGAAGAAGAACCAGCUCUUGCCGAGAAAGAUACACUGGACUCGGCGAAAGAAGACGAUUCGGACUCUCCAAUCACGGAAUCAACUGAUGAGAAGAAGGAUAAGCCUUCGCCCCCUGAAACUUCUGCAGAGAAAGUCGAUGUGCCUGCUCCUCCUUCCAAUGAGGAAGCAGAAGACAGUACCGAAACAGUGGAACUAGCUGAUACUGUUGACAAGAAGGAGCCUGAAUCCGCAGCAGAAAAAUCCGAUUCACCUCAGGUGAAGCCAGAGUCUACUGCUCAAGAAGGGGCAGCAGCAGAGAUUGAUCCCGCUGAAGACGAUACUUCUGAAGAUUCUGCUUCUGAAGCCAGUGAUGACGAUACUAUCGCGUCUGUGACAGACAAAGCCGUCGAUGGAGAAACACUGCAAAUAUCUGUCAAUCCGGGAGAUGAUUCACCAUUGGAGGGCAAGACCUCCCAUGCUCCUGAUGUUUUGGAUACCGAUGAGGCAAACGCCCAAGUCAUCAGUGAAGCUAGCAAGGGUUCGGUUGUUGAAGCAGAGAAUGUUGUACAGGAACCACUUGAUGAGGGUGCACAAGAUAAACCCGUGCCCGACAAUGAAGCGCCAAAGGAGCCUGAAAGCAACGAUAAAAUUUCACCCCACACUGACGCUGAGGAAACUCAAGAACCAGUAGCCUCUGGCGCAGAUGACAACGAACCGGAGGAAAGCACUCUUAUUUCUACGAAAGAAAAAGCAGCGCUAGACGAACCUGUCGCUGAGGAGGAAGCCAAGCAGCCAAUUGACGACGCUACAGGACAUGAUGAGAAGCCUGAGACUGAAUCGCCACCUUUGGACAAUCCGGCUGACGACGAGCCUGCCUUGGACGACAAGGAUUUGGACGCGACACAACCUGCACAGCAGACAGCCGAAGAUGUCGAAAUGUCUGACGAGGACUCCGCAGAUGAAGCCCCUGCAGUUGACGAGAAGCAGGAGACACCGGAUGAUCCUGUACCCAGCAAGCCAGAAGAAGUAGAAGACUCAACCUUGGAGGAGAAGCCAGUUGUUGAAACACUUGCAGAUGACAACGACAUACAAGGUGCAACUGAAGCUUCUGACGAGGAUCAGACAGCGCCAGAGGCCACGCCUUCGACUAGCGAUAAACCAGAGGAAAUACCUGUAGUGGAUGUUGAUCCAGGAGAAAGCGAAGCACCAAGUGCUGAAACCGAUGGCGCGGCUGAAGUUGACGAUAAACCCGGAGGCGCAACUCCGCCCGAUGGCGUGCCAGAACAAACAGUGGCCGAGGUUUCUGAUAACGAAUCGGAUACUCCCGCUCCCGCUCCUGCGCCUGAAGAUGGCGAAUCCAAGGAGAAGGACAAGACUGCUGAGCAGGAACCAACUACAGAGCCGCCAGCGACCGAUGAGAAGCCGGAGGAAACAGCUCAAGCAUCUAAUGAUGAGCCAGAGCCACUAGUAGCCCCCAGCGACGAGCCAAAGGAAGCAGAAACUCCUGAGGUUACGCCAGCUGAGGAGCCCACUGUAGUUGGUGAUGAUUCGAAAGAAGCCGAUGUUUCCGAGGCCGAGUCAGUUGUGGAGGUUCCCGUUCAAGACAACCCCCCAGAAGCAGAAGCAGAAGCAGAGGCAGAAGUUGAACCUGUGAAAGAAGCAUCGGUGUCUGAAGAGAAACUGGCCGAGGAAGAACAGACGGCUCAAGCUCAAGAAGAACCACAGCAAGGCUCCGCACCAGCUGACAAUACACCAGAGGAAGAAGAAAAAUCUGCCAAAGACGAGUAUAUCGAAGCUCCUAUAGCCUCUGACGAUAAGGCAGGAGAAGAUGUAAAAUCAGCAGAAGAACCACCUGCAUCUGCACCUAUAGCUGAAGACGAGCUCAGCCAAUCACCGCCCACCGCUGCACAAGAAGAAUCCAAGGAGAUCACUACGGCUGAAGAAACUACGGAAGCGACUCCAGUAGCAGAACCCGUGCCUGCUUCUGAAGAGCCCCCGGCCGGUGACACAGUCUCUACUGACGAUCAAGCAGUCGAUGAUCCCAAGAACGCCGAGGACGUAGCGACACCAACAGUACACGAACCUCGUCCACCAGAAGGAGAAGGUCAAUCAAAACCUGUAGACGAAACACCAGCCUCGGAACCCGAGGAUGCCAUCGUCAAACCUAUUGAUGAUUCUGCUGAUGUACCUCCUGCCGAAGCAGAAAAGAAGGAAGACGAGCCAGUCAAAGUCACCACCAAGGAAGAUACGAGGGCGAAGGAAGAUGAAGAGAGCAAGGAUACUCUCGGACCAAUUCCAAGGACCAAGAACCCGGUCAAAAAAGGUGAGGAAAAUGGUUCAUUACAAAAUGCCCCUUUUGAUUUUGCACAAAAUUAUGGAAAUUCUACGGAGCUGGAUAAAAAGAUGGACAAUGACGCUUCAGAGCUGCUUUCAGACGAUACCCAGGAACUUUCAGAAAGACAGCACUAUGAGGAGAGCUCAGAACUCAAGAGCCGGUCAUUGAUGACUGAAGCGCCGAGCGACCAGAAUAACCAGACCGCCACAGGAACCACAAGGCCAGGACUGCAAGAAACUCUUUCAGCGGUGGACGAAGACCCACAAGAUCGAGUUGUGAGUAAGACUCUGGAUCUUGAUCUCCAGGAUAGCGAUCUGGUUACGAGCCACCCAGCCACCAGCAACGCUAGAGAGCCCACACCAGGCACUCCACAUGAGCAGGGCACUCCAGACCAAUCGGAAGACGCUGUCAAUGAAAUUGACCCUGUAAAUGUCGACUCAAUUGCUACCGCGACUCCCCAGCCUCUGCAGCCCGAGACGACUGAGACACUUGCUGGGGAACCAGACUCAGAGCCAUCUUACAAUACUCAUGAUGGCAAUGAGAAGUCUGGGAGAAUGGACUCAUAUUUUCCAGUCAUAAUUGCUCGCAGCGCAUCAUCAGCAUCAGCUUCGGUAGUUUCUGAUGACGAUUCAGAAAUUUCCACGUCUUCGCGCACAGCAGCCGAAAAGUCUCAAGUACAGCUGCUAGACAACAAAGACAGUAUUGGCCAUGCCGAACCAGACGCGAACAACUCACCGUCAGGGCUAUUGCAGCCUAUCGAUACACCGGAUGCUACUCACCAAUCCAAAAUUCUGGAAACCGACUUCGGCCAUGUGCUACAGACAUCCCGAGAACUGCCUGAGGAGUCUGAGGCGAGCGUUGCAGGACCCGAUGACCAAGACUCAGACUCUGAUUUAUCCGAGGACGAAUCCGUCGAGGAUGAGAAGUCAGAAUUAGAGGAGUCACUCAUGAUCCAUAGCCAAGUUCCGGAGCAACCACAGGCGACUGAGCCAGCUCAAACUCGAGAAGACGAUGUAGUCCCACAAGAUGGCCACAAGUAUGAGGGCCUUGGUUCAAGAACAGAAACAGCCGUUGAAGAAGAGGAGAGUGACGUUGCCUCAAAUGCCAGCUCACUAGAUGAGUCUGAAGACGACGAACAUGAAGCGUCCAGGUCCAUUCAUGGACGAUCCUCUCCUGUACCCGCCAGUCCCGCCGAUGUUCAUCACAAAGAUUCUCACCAAGAUGUCGACUCAGAUGACGAUCCAGAUGACGAUCCAGAUGACGAUCCAGAUGACGAUCCAGACGAUAACGUCAGCAAUCUUGACCAACAGAGUGCGACUUCUCGACGCUCCUCAAUUGACCAGCCGUCUUACCCCGUUACCAAACCAGACCUCGAAGUUCAAGGCAACGACGUUUCUUUUGAACUACAUGAGCCAGAUUUGGGUCAAGAUGAAGCUGUUGGACAGACUAUGACGCUCAAAGACAACGACACCGACUCUGAUGACGGUUCUGAAGCUUCUGAAGCUUCUGAAGCUUCCGAAGCCGAGAAAUCCGAAGUUAGUCAUGUACAUGAGCAAUCAAGGGAUCCUAUCGAAGAACACGGCUCGAGUCUGGAGUUGAACAAACCUGCUGUCGUCGUUGACUAUAAUGUAUUGGCCGCUGCUAAAGAAGACGAUGAUUCUUCGUUAGAUGAUGAGGAAGAUGAAGAUGACGAUGAAGAUCCCGAACAUACUCCUCCCGGUCCUGAGCGCCUGGACACUGAUGUGACUUUGGAUGGCCCACAAGCUGGAACAAUCGAGGUAAAUCUUGAUGGAGAUGAUAAUGACGACGACGACGACGACGGCGAUGAUAACGAUGAUGAUGAGUCCGGUAUGGACCAACGAAGUCAAAUUAUUGACAGAGAUGAUUCGCCUGCACCGGAACCAACUCUCAUUCCAAAGUCAACUAUCGCCGAGCAUCAAUCUCAAUCAGGAAAUGAAACUUCACUUGAUCAUUCCUCAGUUUCACCAGCCGCACAUCAAACAGAGCCAUCAGGAUCGUUGGAUCAUAUCGCAGUCGAAGCUGAGGAACCAGACCUUUCUGACUCUGCUUCAUCGGUAUCUACGGAACCGGACACAGUAGGGAAAGAAGCCUCGGAUCACCAGUCUCGUUCGCAUUCCCCAAGUCCCGAUCUCCUGCAAUCUACACCCGAGGCUAUCCUCCUUGAACCUUCAGCUCCCAACCAAAAUGAAGUCGAUUCGGAACCCGAUGUGUCUGCUGUUAUAACAAGAUCUCCGUCACCUGAGUCAGUAGUUGAGAAACCGCCCAACGAAAUUCCAGUCCCCGAUGUAUUGGACGAGCUCUCCGAGGCAGACAGCGAGUCUGAAGCCGAACAUGAAGAGAACGAACCCCAAGCGCGAGAUCCUUCCUUACAUUCGAUUGUCCUCAACGAAGAAAACGAAUCGGAUUCUGAUGUUGAUGACGAGUCUGAACAUGAUGAGCCAACUCCUUCUGUUCUGCCGCAAACCCUGACAACUGAGGCCAAACUUUCCCCAGAAAGAUUGACAUCAUCUCCCGUUGCCACUCGAAAUCUUGCAGCCGUGGAUGAUGAUGAGCCUUUGCCAGAUGACUUGGAAGACCGAGAUCCAGAAGUGUCCGACUCUGAGGUGGAUGCAGACAAUGAACAUAUCGUCAACAUCACCAAAGACGAUAUGGAUCAGAAACACCCAGAGGAAACUGCGACCGAUGACGACAGCGACGACGAUAAUAGCGAUGACGAUACCCAUGUUUCUAGGGAUAUCUCUCCUAUCGGCAUUGACAGGAUAGGUGCACCACGCAGCCUCGAGCAAACCACUCAAGUUCCUGGGACGACUGAGGACACCUCUGAGGACAAUCGAGCAGUAUAUGAAGAAAAGGACGACAGACUGUCGGAUGUUCAACUUCCCGAAGCGCCUACUGAGGCAACCAGAGCAAUUGAGAACGAGGCGCAUACCGUCGAUGAAUGGCAGCCCCAGCAGGAAACGGCCGAUAAUAUGCUCCGUGAAGUCAAGACUCCAGAUACAGAUGACACUCAGCUCUCAGAACCAAAACCUGCCCAAGCGACUGAGGUGAAAUCUGUGGGGCUUGGUCGGUCUGAGCAUGAUGCCGUCAAGGUUGUCGAUAUCCCUUCCCGUGACAAAGGCAAAGCAAUUGCCGUCAUGCCAGAGACCCCAAAGCGAUCUGGUUCUAAAUCGCGUUCAUCACGUUCGUCGUCCCGUAAUGAGCCUCCUCGAACGUUCUUGACCCAACAACAACGACCACGAAGAUCGUUGAGAGUUCGUCCUGUGACAGAAGUCUAUACCAAAGACCCCAUCUUCGUUCCUGCUGUGAGUCGGCCCGCCGAUGCCAAACCUACACAGCGACCUCAGCCACCGCGUGCUGAAAGCGAGCCAGUCAGAGUACCAGUGCGUCCUCCGCUCGGCCGCCCUUCUUUGGAGACACAGGGUGAAUCCUCAAGAACAGCAGUGCAGGCAGAUGCCGUCGCCAGGCCCCGUUCUUUCCAGGCCGACGGCGAGUCGUCUAGAGCUCCCUUGAAACACGACCUCAGGCACCAGACGGUCACUGUUGACGAGGGGCUCCGAGAUGCGGCAUUUCGGACACCCAUCUCAGUUGACACAAUUGCAGGGUCUGAAGUCCAAAGACCACCAAGUCCCGGCAUAGUGAUUCCUGAUGCAGAGAUGAUUGAUCUACAACGAUCCCGCACCCUGAGGCGAACCCGAAAGAAGUCGAUACAGCAGGCUGAGGAUACACUGGCUGCAGCUGUAGUCAUUUAUGCCACCGCUGAGGCGCUGAGUCCUCCUGGUAGCCCAUCGCCUUUUGAUCACUUCAGGGGCAGAGAUAUACCUAAUCUGGAACAUCAGAUGAAUGCAGAACCUAAUGACUACAACUUCCCAGUCGUUUCUACACCACGGGGAAGCUUUGAGGAUGAACUCGAUGAGUUUCACAAGUCUAAUGCUGACUUGUUUGCAGACGACAGGAGCAGAGAAUCUGACUCGUCGCGCAGCGAUAGAGACAGAGAUAGACACCGCAGGCGCCGACACUCGCAUGCGUCACAACGUUCUGAAGGCAGCCGCGGUGAAGAAGACCGAGAGCGAAGACAUCGCACCGAUGAAGAGAGGCGAGCUCAUCGACCUCGGGAUGAUGAUGAGAGCCGCCGUCACCGAUAUUCGCAUCGCGACGAUGAAUCUCGGCAUCGUCGUCACCGUGACGAAGAAGAAAUGCCACCUCGUGACUCGCGUGGUGAGGCCGAUGCCAAGUCGAGAAGCUCUCGUGGAUCUGAAGAAUCGAAAAUCAAGGGCUAUCGCCGCGACGAAGACUUACGACCACGCGAAUCCCGUAAGGUUGAAGAGCCUGCUUCACGUAGCCUCCCUCAGGAAGACGAGGGCAGAGAGCGUAGAAGGCGAUCUUCUCAUGCUCACCGUCGCCAUCGAGCCGAUACGGCUGAGUCAGGUGCGCGUGAUACGUCUCCUAGAACACCCAGACGAGACAGCGGUUUCUCUGCCGAUAACAGUUCUGGAAGUUCUGGCCGCAAACGUCGCACGGCAGAUGAACAGGCCGCCCAUGAUAGACGCAAAGCAGAAAGGUCAGAGCGACGAACACGAGAGGAAGCUGAACGAAGACGCGAGCCUACACGCUACCACGAGUCAAGGCAGGAAGAAAAUGAUAAAGAGAGGGAGAGAGAAAGGCGAAGCAAGGGCAAAGAGCCCGCACGUGAACCAGAACCCGAGCGUGAGCCAUUUCCGGAGCUAGAGCCACAGCCAGAGCCCGAGGUAGAACGACACCGCCGAUCACGUCGACAAAGCCAUUCCGGUAGGCCUCGGCACGAAGAGCCUAGGGAUCGCGCACGAGAGGAAUCAGCUUCGCCUGAGAAGUUAUUUACCGCCAAGAACUCUGAACGUGUCUUGGAUGCUACUCCCCCACCUCGCGAGGAGGCCCCUGUUGCAGAGCCAGUCAGAGAACGCACAAGAGAUGCCCCGCCAGAGGAUUCGCCCAAACGCUCCUCGACACGACACAGACGAAGUACUCACCCUACCGCUGAAGAGCCACGUCCUCGAUCGUCACGUGUACGACGUGACGACACUGUGCCUGAGCCACCGCGGGAGAAGGAAAGGGACCGAGAGAGGACAAGAGACAAGUCGAGAGCGAGAGACGGAGAGAAAGAAGCUCGGCCUGUCAAGCACGUCAGAAUGGACACAGAAGACACCCGUCGCAAAGCGCGACACGAAGAGCGACGCAGGGCACAAACAAGGGACGACGACAGGAAGCCCUCGGGUAUCAAGGGUGCGUUCAAGAAACUUUUCAGCAAGUCUUGA
Messenger RNA from Fusarium pseudograminearum CS3096, 12258 nucleotides. RefSeq lists its product as uncharacterized. The record is from RefSeq and is a predicted model, not a curated record. The coding region runs from base 1 to 12258 and encodes 4085 amino acids. The transcript is spliced from 2 exons. Lineage: Eukaryota; Fungi; Ascomycota; Sordariomycetes; Hypocreales; Nectriaceae.